UUUUAACUACACCCACCUUGUGCUGACGUCAUACAUCGGAAGCAGUGCGCCCGGUCAGUCUCAGGUGUCGCGUCUCUCUCUCCAUGGCGCUGCUCCUGCUGCUCCUGCUGCUCCUGGGCUGGUCCGCGCUGCUCCUGCUGCUCGCGGCGCUGCUGCUCCUCCUGGGCUACCUGUGCUACGUGAAGCACGUGCACAUGAAGUACGACCACAUACCUGGGCCGCCCAGAGACAGUUUCCUCUUCGGACAUUCCGCCACGUACCUGAAGGCAACGCGCAGCGGACAGCUGAUACACGACCGGUUCCUGGAAUGGGCGGAGACCUACGGGCCGGUGUGCCGGCAGAACAUCCUGCACUACGUCAUCAUCCUCAUCACCUCGCCGGAAGGAACCAAGGAGAUCCUGAUGUCCUCGAAGUAUCCCAAAGACAGAUUCUUCUACAGCAAGCUCUUCGCCCUGUUCGGUCAGAGGUUCCUGGGUAAUGGCCUGGUGACGGCUCAGGACCACCAGCUGUGGUACAAGCAGCGCCGCAUCAUGGACCCGGCCUUCAGCAGCCUGUACCUGAGGGGUCUGACCGGCGCCUUCAAUGAGAUGGCGGAGAAGCUGAUGGCGGAGCUCUCGGACGUGGCGGACGGCGAGCAGGAGGCCAGCAUGCUGCAGCUCGCCAACUCCUUCACCCUGGACGUCAUCGCUAAGGUGGACCUGGACCAGCUGGCGGAGAGGGCCCGGUUCUCCCGGGCCGUGCAGACGUGCCUCAAAGGGAUGCUCUUCACCGUGAGGGACGCCUUCUUCAAGUUCAACCCAAAGAACAGAGCCUUCAUCCGGGAGGUGCGGGCGGCGUGCCUCCUGCUGCGAUCCACCGGCGCCGAGUGGAUCCAGGACCGCAAGAGUGCCAUGGAGCACGGAGACGACGUGCCCAACGACAUCCUCACGCAGAUCAUCAAGACCGCCGGAGAAGAGGAGAGCAUGACGGAGGAAGAUGAGGAGUUGAUGCUGGACAAUUUUUUGACAUUUUUCAUCGCGGGCCAUGAGACAACAGCCAAUCAACUGGCCUUCUGCAUCCUGGAGCUGAGCCGCCUCCCCGAGGUCCUGGACAGGUAAGACGUGGACAAGUAAGAAGUGGACAGGUAUGAAGUGGACAGGUAUGAAGUGGACAGAAGUGACAGUGGACAGCUCACCUACCUGUCACAGGUGCUCAAAGAGACUCUGAGGCUCUACCCGACGGCUCCAGGUACAUCUCGGGACGUCCUGGAGGACAUCGUCAUCGACGGGAUCCUGAUCCCCGGAGGAGUCACGUGCUUCUUCAGUUCCUAUUCGACGGGCAGGAUGGACAAGUUCUUCAAGGACCCGCUGACCUUUGACCCCGACAGAUUCCACCCAGAGGCCCCGAAGCCGUACUACUGCUACUACCCCUUUGCCCUCGGGCCUCGCUCGUGCCUGGGGAAGAACUUUGCUCAGAUGGAAGCUAAAGUGAUGAUGGCCAAGCUGCUCCAGAGGUUUGACUUCAGCCUGCUGCCCGGACAGACCUUUGACAUCCAGGACUACGGCACGCUCAGGCCCAAGAGCAGAGUGGUGUGUUCCGUGAGACGCCGGAACCACGAGCAAUAGGCGGGCGCAUUAUUACAUCAGCAGAAACCUUAAUGGACCAUGUGGGGACAUCGGGUUGUUGGGUGGCCUCCAGUGUCUCCUGCCUCAGCCUAAAGAUUUCAUUACUGAUUGUUUACAUGUGAUAAAGAUACGCAUCGAGCUGUGCUUGUUUGAAUGUUAUAUACAGUAUAUCAACAAGCAGUGAUAAGGAUGAUGAUUAUACCUAACAAUUAGGGGGAUAUGGGAAAAUACUACUACUACGUCUUGAGUAUGAUUAGCACUUUAAUUGUGCGCAACUAUCGCUAAGCUUCUAAACUUAUUUGAACCAUUAGCACUAAAAAUAAAAUUACAAGUUUACCAUUUUUACCAAAUAAAAACAUGCUGUGUGUCUAAAGCGUGUUUUUGUCUCAUUAUCUACUUCGUUUUACACUAAAAUAAAGUGAUGAUUCCUUCAA
Pseudoliparis swirei is the source of this 2038-nucleotide messenger RNA. Its product is annotated as cholesterol 24-hydroxylase-like. Gene Ontology annotation, molecular function: cholesterol 24-hydroxylase activity; heme binding; iron ion binding. Gene Ontology annotation, biological process: cholesterol catabolic process. NCBI's taxonomy places the organism in Eukaryota, Metazoa, Chordata, Actinopteri, Perciformes, Liparidae. The record is from RefSeq and is a predicted model, not a curated record. The transcript is spliced from 16 exons.